Molecule: messenger RNA, 1659 nt
Organism: Cynoglossus semilaevis (tongue sole)
Lineage: Eukaryota; Metazoa; Chordata; Actinopteri; Pleuronectiformes; Cynoglossidae
Product: heterogeneous nuclear ribonucleoprotein A0-like
Exons: 1
Coding region: 90-1010 (306 amino acids)
Biological process (GO): mRNA splicing, via spliceosome
Cellular component (GO): catalytic step 2 spliceosome
Molecular function (GO): mRNA 3'-UTR binding
Source: RefSeq, a predicted model, not a curated record
GUCAGACGGAACGCCUUGACGUCGUUGAUUGAAGAAGAAGAGGAGGGACGCUCUGGUUUGUCCCUUCCAUCCACAGAAGAGAGUCAGUCAUGUCGUCGCAACUCUGUAAGCUUUUUGUCGGAGGGCUGAAUGUGGAGACAACGGACGAUGGCCUCCGCUCUUACUUUGAACAGUACGGAACCCUCAGCGAUUGCGUAGUGGUGAUGAACCAAGGCCUCGGCCGUUCCCGCUGCUUCGGCUUCAUCACCUACUCGACGCCGGAGGAGGCCGACGCAGCAAUGGCGGUUAAGCCACAUGUGAUCGACGGCAACAACGUGGAGCUGAAAAGGGCCGUAAAGCGAGAGGACGCCAACAAGCCCGAGGUCCUCGCUAAUGUGAAGAAGAUCUUUGUCGGAGGCGUCAAAGACCACAUGGAGCCCGAUAACCUGAGUCAAUACUUCUCCCAGUACGGUGUGGUGGAGAAGGUGGAGAUCAUCUCUGACAAGCAGACCGGCAGGAAGAGGGGCUUUGGCUUUGUCUUCUUCGAGGACACCGAUUCUGCCACAAAAGCGGUGCUGACCAAAUUCCACAACAUCGAGGGAAACCAGGUAGAGGUUAAGAAAGCUCUGACUAAGCAGGAGCUUGGUGGUCCAGGCGGAGGAAGAGGAGGAAGGGGGCGCGGGAGAGGGAUGCCGAACUUCGGCGGCGGGAGAGGAGGCGGCGGUGGCUUCAGAGGAGGCUACGGCGGCGGUAACUACGGAGGUGGUUACGGCUAUGGUGGGGGUUACAACAAUGGUGGUGGAGGAGGAUACGGGGGUUACGAAGGGUACGAGGAUUACGACAACCAGAUGGGUGGUGGGUACGAUAACGGUGACUUCGGGCAGGGGUAUGGACAACAGCAGGCCAAUUAUGGUCCAAUGAAGGGGGGCAACUAUUCCUACCGGAGCGGGGCUCCUUACAACAGAGGCGGGGGUGGAGCUGCAGCUCCUGGUGGUGGCUACGGCAGAGGGGGAUUCGGUGGAGGUUAUUAGAUCUCCAUCUACCCACAGUGGGAUGUUCAUUGGGAAAAUUCUGAAUUCAACAAACUUGAGACUACACAGACUCGUGGCGCAGUCCAGGUGGUAGUGCCGAAGGGCUUUUGUUCUUCGUGUAUGUUGUAAGAGACUGUGCCCAUCACCCACACAGAAUGAAUGAGAUUCUGACCCCCCGCCCCCCCACUACCUUCGCCCGGAGCCCAUAUGUCCUCUUCUCCAUCCACAACUAAUGGACUUUACAGUUAAUGUUAAAUAGUACUUUUGUUAUGUUCUUGGUCUUUUUUUAAUUGAUUAUAAAAAAACUAUCACUCAGUCACUGCUUCUCAUCUCCUAUUUUAAUGUCUAUCUUGCGAACCACCAUGCGUUACUUUUGCAUCAUAAACUCAGGGUUUUCCGUGGAGCUGGAGGCAGUGUUCGGCAGCAUGGAUGGGACUCGCCUGCUUGAGUUUCUUGAUCUUAAAAAACCUUGUUGCUUUUUUUUUUGAGAAAUUCUGUUCAGUUCUGUUGUUGGUUGUACUGUAAAUUAACAUUUCCCUGCCUUUCCCGUCCCAGGCAUAUAAGCCUUUGUUUAGAUUAAAACUGUUUGGAAUCCAUGUGUUCAGUUUGCCCAUAUGUUUUAUUCUGCUUUUAUUAAAGUUUUUAAUGU